AAAGCAGCUCCUUGGAUGGCCCUCUGACCCUCCUUGUGCCUCAACAGGUGGCUUGGCAUCCUGGCCUUGUAUCUCCGGUACCGAGGGAAGCUGGACUGUGCUCGGGGGGUGCUGCUCGGCAAUUACAUGGUCGUGCUCCUGGUCCUCCUGGCGGUGAUCGUGUGUACCGUGCUGGCCAUCGUGUGCGUCAGCAUGAGAGGAACCAUUUGCAACCCGGGGCCACGGAAGUCCAUGUCCACGCUGCUGUACAUCCGCCUGGCGCUCUUUCUGCCCGAGAUCGUCUGGGCCGCCCUGGGGGCCAUGUGGGUCGCAGAGAGCACUCAGUGCGACAGGAUAGUGGUGAGUGCCAUCAUCGCAACCGUCGUCGUCAGCUGGGUUAUCAUCGGCUUCACGGUGGUCAUCAUCGUGGUUGUCUUCGACCCGCUGGGCGGGAAGGCGGUCCGGUACUCGUCUGCGGGCCCCUCCCUCGCGUUCAACCCCGAGGCCAGCCAGUUCGUUGGGGGCCUCAGGACAGCAGCGACGAGCGUGUGGGAAAAGAGGAUGAAGCUGCUGUGCUGCUGCGUGGAGCGAGACGACCAGGCGCACAUGGCCUUCUCCAGCACCGCGGAGCUCUUCUCCACCUACUUCUCCGACACAGACCUGGUGCCCAGUGACCUCGUGGCGGGCCUCACCCUCCUCCACCAGCAGCAGGACAGGAUCAGGAGAAACCAGGCGCCGACGGAGGUGGUCAGCCAUUCCCCAGGGCCCUCCCAGGAGGAUGACCUGGACGCAGAGCUGGAGAACUGCCGCCAUUACAUGCCGAUCGCAGCCGCUGCCUACGGCUGGCCCCUCUACAUUUACAGAAACCCGUUCACGGGGCUGUGCAGGAUCGGGGGUGACUGUUGCAGAAGCAGGACAACAGAGUAUGACGUGGUUGGAGGCGAUCAGCUCCACUGCCAUUUUGGCUCCAUCCUGCGGAUGACAGGGCUCCAGCACAGGGACUUCAUUCACAUAAGCUUCCACGACAAGGGGAUUUCUCAGGCUGCCAAGUACUUGUACCGACGCCUCGUCAGCGAUGGGAUUCUGAGCCAGGCCUUCAGCGUCGCUCCGGAAUACCGGCUGGUCAUUAUAGGGCACAGCCUGGGGGCGGGCGCUGCAGCCUUGCUGGCCUUCAUGCUCAGAGGCGCCUACCCCCACGUCCGUUGCUACGCCUUCUCACCGCCCAGGGGGCUGCUCAGCAAAUCCCUUUAUGAACACUCUAAGGACUUCACUGUGUCACUUGUCGUGGGCAAGGACGUGGUUCCCAGGCUAAGUGUGACCAACAUGGAGGAUUUGAAGAAGAAAAUCUUGCGGCUGAUUGCCCAUUGUAACAAGCCCAAGUACAAGAUUCUGCUGCGCGGCUGCUGGUACGGGCUGUUCGGAGGGAACCCCGAUGACCUUCCAACAGAGCUGGACGGGGGCGACCACAGCGACCUGACCCUGCCACUUCUCGGGGAGCAGAGCCUGCUGACACGCAAGUCCCCAGGAUACAGACCCAAUGACUCGCCCUUGGGGUCCCCCACCAAGUACCCCCCUCUCUACCCUCCUGGCAGGAUCAUCCACCUGGAAGAAGAGGGUCCUUCAGGGAGAUGUUCCUGCUACACUGCUCAGUACACUGCAAAGUGGGCACACGAAUCCGAAUUCAGCGAAAUACUCAUCGGCGGAAAGAUGCUCACAGACCACAUGCCGGACGUCCUGAUCAGAGCCUUGGACAGGGUGUCCAACCAGGAUGCCUGCAUUUCCUGUCCCGCCACAGGAGGCUCUGCAUGAUGUGGACGUGGUGUGACCACAGCUACUGGAGCUGUCCAGGACUGCAGACGCGGACCGUUCCUUAGACUUCACAUUCAAGUGAAUCCCAUGGCGCCAAUGCAAUGGUAGGAGUCUGACAGGCACUGGACGAGUCUAAUGACCGGACGGUCCGAGAUACCACUUUAUCCCAUGAUCAGCACAGCAGGCUGAACGUGCACAAAGCUUCGCAGGAGCCUGUCCCCGGGACCUGCGGAUUCCACCUGAGAAUGGCCCAGGACAGCGUGGGACUUGGGCAGCCAGGUCUGGUCUGUACCCCCCCACCCCGCCACUUCCCACUGGCAGGGUCUUGUCCCUGUUCAGAGGAGCCUGAGCUGGGCACACAGGUGUGCAGCUUAUUUAGCAAACAGAUUCCUGGCUACACACUCAGUUCUCAGCUGGGAGGGUAGAGACUGGGGUUUACUCCUGGUGGCACUAAGGACUAAGGAUUAGCCCUGAGCUCCUGUUGGGAAUCAAGACAAAACCAGGUCAGGAAAGUGAGGGGAGACAGCUCCUGCCCCACGGCCACAGCCCUUCCUUGUUUACUCGCUCACUUGUUUCAUCAACCCAGUUGAUGUGAACAUCCUGCUGGCUCUCGGAGUCGGCCAGGGCAUUAAUAAAGCGCUUACACCGUCA
Molecule: messenger RNA, 2439 nt
Organism: Myotis davidii
Lineage: Eukaryota; Metazoa; Chordata; Mammalia; Chiroptera; Vespertilionidae
Gene: DAGLB
Product: diacylglycerol lipase, beta
Exons: 12
Coding region: 127-1788 (553 amino acids)
Biological process (GO): lipid metabolic process
Source: RefSeq, a predicted model, not a curated record